Penaeus chinensis is the source of this 3064-nucleotide messenger RNA. RefSeq names its product palmitoleoyl-protein carboxylesterase NOTUM-like (gene Notum). The record is from RefSeq and is a predicted model, not a curated record. The coding region runs from base 1 to 2151 and encodes 716 amino acids. Lineage: Eukaryota; Metazoa; Arthropoda; Malacostraca; Decapoda; Penaeidae. Gene Ontology annotation, molecular function: hydrolase activity. The transcript is spliced from 8 exons.
AUGGCGCUGGCCUCUGAUAUGAACUGCAGUGGCAGUGGCUGGUACUGCUUCGACCGCGCCAGCUGCGAGCACAGGUGGCACCGGCUGCGACCUCUCAUGACCUCUCAGGGAUGGCCGGAAACGCGGCAGGUAGGGGGCAUUCUCUCCCCCGACCCCGAAGAAAACCCCCACUGGUGGACAGCCAAUCACGUCUUCGUGCCUUACUGCUCGUCCGACUCGUGGGCGGGAACGAGGCGGGCGGCCGACGGCUCCGGGGAAUUCUCGUUCAUGGGCAGCUUGAUCGUCGAGAAAGUAGUCGACCAGCUGCUCGCACUCAACCUCACGCACGGCCAUAAGCUCAUCUUGGCAGGGAGCAGCGCGGGCGGUGUGGGCGCGCUGGUGAACGUGGACCGCGUGGCGGCGCAGCUGGCGCGGCAGGGCAUCCGGGCGGAGGUGCGCGCCGUGGCCGACUCGGGCUGGUUCCUCGACAACGAGCCCUUCGCGCCCCUCAAGUGCGUCGACGCCCACAGCUGCCCGCCCGUCGAGGCCAUCCGCCGCGGCCAGGAGCUGUGGCGCGGACGCAUCCCCGACGCAUGCGCGGAGCAGUACCCGCGCCACCCGUGGUACUGCUACUUCGGGUACCGCCUCUACGAGACCAUGAAGGCUCCUCUGUUCAUCUUCCAAUGGGUGUUCGACGAGGCGCAGAUGACAGCUGAUAACGUAGGGAAACCCAUAUCGAAGGAACAGUGGGAUUACAUACACAGCAUUGGCGAGAGACUCAGGAAAACGUUCGAGAAUGUCACGGCCCUGUUCGCGCCGUCCUGCAUCUCGCACACCGUCCUCACCAAACGCGACUGGUCCAGCGUCAAGAUCGGAGACGUGUCGCUCCCGCAGGCCCUUUACUGCUGGGACAUCACUCCUGCCGCAGCCCUCCACGCCAAGUCCUCCUCGGGGCGUCACCACGUCAGAGUCCAGCUGGAGGAGCACCAUCACGACCCGGCCCACCACUUCGGCCACGACCGCCACGGCAGCCAUCACGACCCUUCAUCCGGCGAAAGGGAGAGGGACGGCAGGAGGAAGAGCAUCCGCAGGAGAAACAACAGCGAACGGGACAGGGAAGACGGCAGGAGGCGCAGGGGGAGGGGCAAGAAGUCCCGGAGGAAAACCCAGGAGGAGAGCGGGCAAGGCGAGGAGGACCUGGCCAACACGAGAGCCGGCGGGGAGCAGGGCAGCCACGGCUCGAGCAAGAGGUCCCACAGGAAGACGAGCCGCAGACAGUCCCAGGGGGCGGGGAGGCCGGACGUCCUCAACAGGGAGAUGCUGGCGGACUCACCCAGGGACAGCUCCAAGGGCCCGGACAAGCACGCCGCUCCUCCGUACCUCGUGGAGUCCAACGCCAUCGACACGACGCAGGAAAGCACGAAACUCAAGCAACAGCAAGAAGAGGCCGAGAAGAGGGAAGACGACAAGAAGGAACUCACCAGGAAGGAAAGGAGGAGGAGAAGACAGAAGAAGAAAAACCGAAACAAGAACAGGAAGAAGAGAAAAAGGAAUAAAAAGAGGGGGAAGAAGAGGAACAGGAGACAGAGAAAUAAGGACAAAACAAGGAAGAAGAAGAGAAAAUCCAAAGUUUCAUCUGAAGCAGAGACGGUGCUAGGAGACGCGGUUAGACAGGCUCGUUCCAUUGCUCUCCUCCAUUCCAAACAGACCUCCCUCCACCACUCUCCACCUUCCUCCACCACAGAAUCUCCAACACCACCAUCACACCACCACACGAUGCCGCCGCUCUCACUAACAAUUGACAAUCCGUCUUCAUUUUCAUCUUCUUCACCAUCAUCUUCAUCCUCUUCAUCUUCAUCGUCCACCACCUUCUCUGACUCACCGCCAUCCCCCGCGACUCACACAGCUCCGAGUCGCGAGUCGAGUGAGGAUUUGCACGAGGAAAUGUGUCCUGCUAACACGUUGCACUUGACCGACCGCUGCGCCUGGCCCCAGUGCAACUACGCAUGCCCGGUCCUCCUCAACCCGUUCACAGGCGAAGAAAUGAACUUCAUUGAACUCCUCAAGAGCUUCGGCCUAGAUAUGGCCAGUGUUGCUAAUGCUCUGGGAAUCGACAUCCCCACUUUGAACUCGAUGGCCAAUGAUGAACUUUUGCACAUUCUUACACAGUGAUUUGUACCCUUACUGUGUGUGUAUUUAUUAUCACAUUGUGAAUUGAUGGAGGAAGGUAUUUACAUAUCCCGUGCGAGUAUGUGUGUGUAUGUGUGUGUGUGUACUUUCCCUCCUUACAAUGGGCAGGUUUGAUGUGUUGUGAAGUUCGUAAUUAAUGUGCUGGAUGGUCUUCUGUAAGUAACGUACAACGGAGUUAUACUAGUCCUGUAGAAAAAAGAGAGAAAUAAUGAUGAAUAGGAUGACAAAGAGAGAAAACGAGAGAGGAAAUGGGAAGAAACGUACAAUCUUUCAAAAGAUGUAUUUUUUUUUAUCUCAUUGGUUUAACAAGACCUCUCCUGUAGAUAUAUAAAGGUUUAGAAGCUUGAAAAGGGUAUAUUAUGUAUGCCAAAUGAGUGUCGUAAAAACACCUGAAGUGAAUGUAGCCAGGGGUUGGUAGAGAAAGCAGUUUGUGAGACUUUACUCGAGACUGAAGCAUUUUUUCUGUUCCAAAGUGUGUUGAAUUAAGUAUAGUGUGUAGUUUACGAUGCAUUUAGAUGAGAAUUAUUUUUUAGGCCUAAUCCACUGGUGCAUUUUAUAUAAAGAUCAUACAAUUUAAAUCUGUUUUGUCCCUUUGUGCCAAGGACAAUGUUAUUAUAUUAGUGUUUUUUUCUUCUUCUAAGUUAACGGAUGAGCUUUAUAUUUAUAUAUAUAUAACUGUAGAGAUUUUCUUUUUAAAUUGUGAUAUGCUUAACGCUUUUACACAUAGUACAUUCUCCCUCAUUUACACCCAAUAGCAUAGCUUGUACAUACCCAUCGAGACACAGAAUGGAAUGUGUAUGGAUGAAAGGGUUAAGACAUAUCAACAGACAACCAUAGCUAAGUACAAGUAGUGUGAUGGAGCUUCUGUUCUUCACGAAUUAAAAAAAAAAAAAAU